GGGAUUAGCGGGAAGCCGCGGCCCCGCCUUCCCCCCUCGCAUCCAGGGCGAGAGCGGAGGGGGCGAUGGACCAAACCGGGCGGGACUGGCACCAUGGCAUUCGCCGGCUUCGUGGUGGCUCUGGUGAUAGGGGCCAUCCCCGGGGCCCGCGGGCUCGGGCCGGUCCCCGCCAGCCUCCCGGCCGCCCGCGGCCCCCCGCCGCCGCCCGCCGGCUGCCCCGCCGCGGGGCGCUUCGCCGGCGCCUCGGCGGCCGCGGCCCCGCGCCCGUGGCGGGCGGCGGCGCCCGCCCUCCCGCGGCCGGGGGCGGCGGGCCGGGCGCCGCGGGGCCGCCGCAGCUCCUGCGCCCUGCGCGGCGGCGGCCGGCCCUGGUGCGCCGCCGGGAGCGGCCGGGGCCGCGCCGACUGCGAGCCAGGGUCAGUGCGACUCCAAGGUGGCAAGAAUGAGUUUGAAGGUACAGUUGAGGUUUAUUUGAACGGAGUCUGGGGAACAAUCUGUGGCAGCCACUGGGAUAAUAAUGAUGCAACAGUCAUAUGUCGACAGCUUGCACUUGGUGAAAAAGGUACUGCAAAACACAUACCAUUUGCUGGACUGGGCCUUAUCCCUGUUUACUGGAGUGAAGUACGUUGCCGUGGUGAUGAAGAAAAUAUACUGUUAUGUGAAAAAGACAUCUGGCAGGAUGGAACAUGUCCUCAAAAAAUGGCAGCUGCCGUCACAUGUAGCUCUUCCCUGGCCUCUCUCUUUAUUCCGAUCCGGCUGGCUGGUGGGAACAAUGCUCAUGAAGGAAGAGUAGAAGUCUACCAUGCUGGCCAGUGGGGGACUGUCUGUGAUGAUCAGUGGGAUGACGCAGAUGCUGAAGUUGUCUGUCGGCAGCUUGGCCUUGGGGGUGUUGCCAAGGCAUGGAGCCAGGCUUACUUUGGAGAGGGCUCAGGCCCAGUGCUGCUGGAUGAAGUGCGUUGUACAGGAAAUGAACUGUCUAUAGAACAGUGUCCUAAAAGCUCCUGGCAAGAACACAACUGUGGCCACAAAGAAGACGCUGGUGUUUCCUGUACACCUCUUACAGAUGGUGCAUUAAGACUAGCAAGUGGGAAAGGCAGUCAUGAGGGACGCCUGGAGGUCUAUUAUACCGGGCAGUGGGGCACAAUCUGCGAUGAUGGGUGGACUGAGCUGAAUACACAGGUGGUUUGCCGGCAGCUGGGAUUUAAGUACGGAAAAAGCGCACCUGAGAGUUACUCAGAAGGAAGUUCUGGGCCCAUCUGGUUGGAUGAUGUCAGCUGCUCAGGGAAGGAGUCAAACCUUCUGCAGUGUUCAAAAAGAGAGUGGGGAAAGCAUGACUGCAACCACCAGGAGGAUGUGAGACUAAUCUGUCAUCCGGAUAAUGACAGCCAUAAACUCUCACUCGGUCCUCCCAUCAGGCUGAUGGAUGGUGAGAAUAAGAAAGAAGGACGUGUAGAGAUUUUUAUCAAUGGCCAGUGGGGGACAAUUUGUGAUGACGGAUGGUCUGAUAAGGAUGCAGCUGUAGUCUGUCGACAGCUUGGCUACAGAGGUCCAGCUACAGCAAGGACAAUGGCAUAUUUUGGGGAGGGUAAAGGUCCGAUCCACGUGGAUAACGUGAAAUGUACAGGAAAUGAGAGAUCUCUGGUGGACUGCAUUAAACAGGACAUUGGAACCCACAACUGCCGUCACAGCGAGGACGCCGGGGUGAUCUGUGACUACCCAGGCAAGAAAGCCCCCGGGAACAGCAAUAAAGAUUCUCUUGCUUCUGUUUGUGGAUUGAGGUUACUACAUCGCCGACAAAAGCGAAUAAUUGGUGGGAAAAAUUCUUUACGGGGUGGCUGGCCAUGGCAAGUUGCACUCCGACUAAAGUCAUCUCAUGGUGACGGAAGACUCCUGUGUGGUGCCACUCUCAUCAGCAGCUGCUGGGUCCUCACUGCUGCACAUUGCUUUAAGAGGUAUGGCAAUAACACUCGGAAUUACGCCGUGCGAGUUGGAGAUUAUCACACACUGGUACCAGAAGAGUAUGAGGAAGAAAUCAGAGUCCAGCAGAUAGUGAUGCAUGAAGAGUACAGGCCUGACAGCAGCGACUAUGACAUUGCGUUAGUGAGGCUACAAGGUCCAGAGGAACAAUGUGCCAGAUUCAGUACCCACGUCUUACCUGCUUGCUUGCCAUUAAGGCGAGAGAGACCACAGAAAACCGCUCCUAACUGUUACAUCACUGGAUGGGGUGACACAGGGAGGGCCUAUUCAAGAACAUUACAACAAGCUGCCAUCCCUUUACUUCCCAAGAAGGUAUGUGAAGAGCGUUAUAAAAGAAGAUUCACAGGAAGAAUGCUCUGUGCUGGAAAUCUCCAGGAACAGAAACGUGUUGAUAGCUGUCAAGGAGACAGUGGUGGACCACUGAUGUGUGAACGCCCUGGGGAAAGCUGGGUUGUGUAUGGUGUGACCUCCUGGGGCUAUGGCUGUGGAGUGAAAGACUCUCCAGGUGUCUACACAAAAGUUUCAUCUUUUGUACCCUGGAUAAAGAGUGUGACCAAACUAUGAAUGUCCUUAAUCAAAAACAAACUUUGGUAAUAAACUUUGAGGUAGGACAGCUUAAACUGCACAGACAGUGCACAGCUGGGGCCCACAAUAGAUGGGAACAGACACAUUUUCCCCAAUUCAUGUGUUUUUCUUUUUGUUAAAUCCAAGUUGUACACACACAACCUUUCCAGUUAGGGAUUAAUAUGCAGACAAAUCCCUUUGAGGAAGUUUAUACUGCAUGAACAAAUUUCCAUGUAGAUAAUGGCAAAAGUGAUCUCUAUCUUAGAGUAACACUGGAGCAGGACAGCUGGAGAGUUCACUACAAGAUUCACUGUUCACAGAAGACUGUAGUAGCAGUUAUUCACACUCCAAGCUCCUCUAAAAUUACAGAUCUCAAAAUUCAUUUCCAGUCUAGCCUAUUUAAUCAGUCCUUGACUGUUUCCCUAUUUAUUAUUCCUAUGGUCUUAUACUCAAGUCCUUUAACUUUGUCUCAUGUUUCAUUCAGCUGACGCGAUCACUCACAGGUUCAUUUCUGGUGAUGAUUCUGUGUAGGCAUUAAAAUGUUAGAAGGAAAACUAAUUGCCAAUAAUCAAACCCCCAGAUACUCUGAUAAACAAUUCUCACAGCUUAGUUUCUAAAGCACAUUCCCAAGUUGACAGUACUCUGGAAGUAAUUAUUUUCCCAUCAAAAAUCUUGCACAGCUGCAUGAGCUAGAUCAAAAAGACUGCCCUCUUUGAAUUUCAGAAAGACAACAAAUGAUUUUUAUCUAGAGGGACCCUUCCCCCGCCUCCCCCUGAUUUUUAGCACAUGCAUAUAAUGACAUAUAUGCAGCAUUUUGGAGAGUUUUCAGGUUUUCCUGAUUGCCACUAGCUGUUGGUACAGUAUCAGUCUCCAACACUCCAAUUCUCUAACAAAAAUUAAAAUAAUUCAAAACAAGCUCAUAGAUCACUGGUUUUGGAGGGGCAUUACUGAAGUAACAUCAGGAACCUCUACCAAUCCUACAAGAAAAAGUUACUGUAAGUACAUAGAAUGCAAGUACUAGAGAUGCUGGGCCAAUACAUGUCUGAAAAUGUCUAUAGUCUUAAAUAACAGUUUUAUAAAACCUAAGAAUAAAGAACUCUAUCAUAUUUAGUUGGAAUACCAAUUCAGUCCAACCUGACCAGAAAGGGAAAACUACCUGAUAUCAGUAUCUGCAAAGUACUUGCGUAUCUUUUAUCUAGCAACUGCUCAAAUUUGUCAUUGUAAUUUACGAUGCUAAAGAAAACAGUCACAUGGACCCUAAUGUCCUUUUACAUUCCAAACAUCAUUUAACACCUAUGACUAAAACAGUUACUUUUCAAAGACUUCUAUUAAAAAAAAAAAAAAAGCAUUAACAUACCUUGAUUGCCUUUGUCAAUCCCUUUCAUAAAUUCUGUUCCCAAGGCUAUGGAAACCUUAAUGGUUUAUUAAAAAAAUACACUGAUAAAAAGUGUCUUUAACUUAGUAUAGCAAGAGAUGUAUUAAACAACUAUUAAUAGUCUUUUAUAAAGGGGCAUCUCAUUUAACUUCUUUGUCACACAGAAGACAAGAAGUAAUUACCUUUUUAGUGCAACACUGUUUGAUAUCAAGUUAAUCUUGGAAACAUCCAAGAACUACAGUAAACAAAAGAGGAAACCUCAGUGCUACAUCUACAAUCCCUGUCUAUAAUGCCGAUUUGACUGUCUACAAAUGUUCUGUGUACUACAUUUUGACAAACACUUUUUUUUUAAGAUGAAGAAACAAAAGCUUUGCAGGCCGAGGAACACUCCAGUGUGAAAGAUGUGGCAGUUGUGUGUCACCAUGUUGUAUGUAAUUGUACAAAUUGUGACUACCAGCUACUGUUUUUCUGUUUCCUUUCCCCAAAUAUUCCAGCUCUGACAGUGUUGUCUGGCCUUUUGUGAACAAAGUGGAAUGCCUGUGUUCAUAAUGUAAGUGGGUUAUCAUCCAUUUCUGUAUGCUUCUAUGCCUCUCCAGUAUUUCUUACAACAAAUACUCAAGACAACUCAGCUUGCAUGCAAAAAACGGUGAUAAUAUUGCAGAAUCCCAUGUGAUUGAAGACUUGGUCCUCAUGUUCUCUCCAGACCUCAGAGUGAUUUUCAAGGGCCAUGACUAGUUUAAAUACCUUGUCUGAAUUGGUGCUAAGCUAGAAUACAUGAGGUGCUUUUAUACAACAUUUGAAGUCUUCUGUAAUUGUGCAUUACUGGAAUAGCGUGAAAUAUUUUAUUUAAAAAGAUGUAAUAAAAUCACAGUACAAUGACCACCUACUGUUAGACCUAUAUGAAACCCUCUGCUAGUGAGCUUUAAAUCCAUUCAUAUUUUUACUGCUUAUAUAUAUCCCUUCCAAUUAAAAUGACAAAAGAGGAAAUACAUGUUGGAAGAUAUCUACUUGUACCAUCCAAAACUUUGCUAUAUAAGGCAUGCUAUUUUGAGGCUUGUGAAGUAGGCUGUAUAGUGCAAUAUACUGUGUGAGAUGUGUAAGGAGAAAUAGUGAUUUUCUUUUAAAAGUUGCACCACAAAAGUAUUAUACUUGGAAAAGAAAGAUCAAGUCUGCAUACUGAGCAUAGCAAGCCACUUAGAUUUAGUAUAGUAGUUUGCUAGUUUUGCUUAGUCAGCUCUUUUCAUAAGAUGCUUUAAUACUUAGAUUAAAAAUGUUGCACUACUGUUUUCAUGCAGACAGCAUGCCUUUUUAGUUUCUAACAUAAAGUGGAACUGUCUUACGUUAUGCCAUUUAAAUAUUUGUUCAAUGAGCCUGAUGAUGUGUGUACAAUAAAACUGCCACACUAAAACUUUU
This is a messenger RNA of Dromaius novaehollandiae (emu), 5326 nucleotides long. It is a transcript of the gene PRSS12, whose product is annotated as serine protease 12. The coding region runs from base 94 to 2538 and encodes 814 amino acids. NCBI's taxonomy places the organism in Eukaryota, Metazoa, Chordata, Aves, Casuariiformes, Dromaiidae. Gene Ontology annotation, molecular function: serine-type endopeptidase activity. Gene Ontology annotation, cellular component: synaptic cleft; membrane; dendrite. The record is from RefSeq and is a predicted model, not a curated record. Gene Ontology annotation, biological process: proteolysis. The transcript has 13 exons.